AUGAUAGCCCAUAGAAACAUUUUCAUGCUACUUGUCCUCAAUUUGUGGACUGCUCUCUGCAAUGCCCAGUUCAGGGUUUGGCGCGCCGACACCAGGACUCCGACCGAGAUGCGCGCCGCUGGCCUCUUUUCUCCUAGAGGGGCUAGCCAGAUUCUUGAAAUUGUCCCAAACGUCAGCAUGUACAAUCAUGCGGUCGGCGCCCCCAACGGCGCAAGCCGGGACAACGACGGCUAUGUCUCGACCACCGCCAGCGAAACCACCGCUGUCAACUUCCUCGGGCAGAUGUUUAACGGCAACGGCUACGUCUAUGAGAUAGCGGCGUCGGCCAACUUCAUCCAGGUCUCCGGCACCCUCGGGCAGUUCAGCCCUUACCCGAACGAGCAAGAGUAUGCGGCGCUCGGCGGCUUCAGCUGGGAUCAGGUCAUCCGCUGGAGGCACUACACCAACGGCGUCGCGGACGCUUCCGGCCUCCAGGACAACAAUGAGUACGAAGGCAGGAUCUAUAAUGGUCUGAGGCCCACCAACGGCGAGCCCCGCCUUGCCGGGUUCCCCUCCAGCCACCGAGCCUGGGGUAUGUCCCCUUGGAAUGCAUUCGCUCAGGGCGGCCCGGGCUGCGGUGGCAGUGGGGCGCGCUCUCUUCACUCUCGCCAGUCUUCUUGCAGCCCCAAGGACGAUGCCUUCACUGCUGCUCGCAGGUUCAUCGACGACAACUGCUGGUCCAAGGACCUUUGUGGCUAA
Diaporthe amygdali is the source of this 738-nucleotide messenger RNA. Its product is annotated as cholera enterotoxin subunit A2. Gene Ontology annotation, molecular function: toxin activity. The coding region runs from base 1 to 738 and encodes 245 amino acids. The record is from RefSeq and is a predicted model, not a curated record. The transcript has a single exon. Lineage: Eukaryota; Fungi; Ascomycota; Sordariomycetes; Diaporthales; Diaporthaceae.